UACUAUCCACUCAUCUUUACUUUCUAUUUUAUAAAGCAGUGUCUGUCCUACAUGGAACCACAAAAUAUAUCACGUGCCCCCGUAUUCCUCCUCAUGGGCCUCUCCGACGAUCCAGAUCUGCAGUACCCUCUCUUUGGAAUAUUCUUGUUCAUGUACCUGGUGACAGUGCUUGGGAACCUGCUCAUUAUCCUGGCCAUCAGCCGGGACAGCAACCUUCACACACCCAUGUACUUUUUCCUGGGUAACCUGUCCCUUGCUGACAUCGCUUUCACCUCCACCAUAGUCCCAAAGACGCUGAAUGUCAUCCACACACGCAACAAUAUCAUCUCCUAUGUAGACUGCCUGUUCCAGUUGUCUUUCUUACAUUUGUUUGGAUGUAUGGACAGUCUGCUCCUCACCGCAAUGGCCUAUGACAGAUACGUGGCUAUUUGUCGCCCCCUGCACUAUCAAACAGUUAUGAACCCCUGUGUCUGCGGUCUGCUGCUUUUGAUAACCAUUUUCAUCAGUCUUUUGGAGUCCCAGUUACAAUGCUUGAUGGUGUCACAUCUUCACUUCUGCACUGAUGUGGAAAUUCCCAAUUAUUUUUGUGACCCUCCACAACUCUUCAGCCUGGCCUGUUCAUUCACCUCAACCAAAGCCAUAUUAGUGUAUUGCAUGGGUGCUGUCUUUGGUGGAGUUCCAGUCUCAUUAAUCCUCCUUUCUUAUGUAAGGAUUGCUUUCUCCAUUCUAAGUGUUCCAUCCUCAGGGGGAAAAUACAAAGUUUUUUCUACCUGUGGCUCCCACCUGUCAGUUGUUUGCUUGUUCUAUGGAACAGGAGUUGGAGUGUACCUCAGUUCAGUUCUCUCUCCUUCUCUCAGGAGAGGUGCAGUGGCCUCGGUGAUGUACACUAUGGUCACCCCCAUGCUGAACCCCUUCAUCUACAGCCUGAGGAACAGGGACAUCAAGAGGGCCCUGCAGAUGCUCCUCAGUAGAACAGUUUCUUUUUAA
This is a messenger RNA of Elephantulus edwardii (Cape elephant shrew), 987 nucleotides long. RefSeq names its product olfactory receptor 18-like. Gene Ontology annotation, molecular function: olfactory receptor activity; G protein-coupled receptor activity. Gene Ontology annotation, biological process: G protein-coupled receptor signaling pathway. The record is from RefSeq and is a predicted model, not a curated record. Gene Ontology annotation, cellular component: membrane. Lineage: Eukaryota; Metazoa; Chordata; Mammalia; Macroscelidea; Macroscelididae. Bases 52 to 987 code for a protein of 311 amino acids. The transcript has 3 exons.